AUGGACCUUGCAAACAGAGCAACAAGGUCCGACGCUGCGUGCCACAGAGCGUUGUCUGGUAUGAGGGCACUGAUCGAGGAAGUUGAUGUGCUCAACGAAGAAGAAGAAGAUGCAGCAAAACUAAAGCAAGCAGAGAAAUCCCAGCAUGACAAUAAUGCCGAGCAAGUAGAAAAUACCGAACACAGCGGAACUGGUGCUAUCAAAAAAGAAACAAUUCUUCCACCUCCUGUUUCAAACACAAGAGGAAGGAAGAAAGGGGGUGACGCAACCCAGAAAAAGGUUGCAUGCAAGGAGAAAAAUGAUGACAAAAAUAGUAAGCCACAGCCUGAGCUGGACAGUGAUGGUCACCCACUGGGAAUAAACAGGUGCAAGACAUGUAAUGAAAUCAGCGGCCACAAUUCCAGGACAUGUACAAAAAGACAUGAACAAGAAAAACGAGGACAUGGCGAUGCACAACCAAACAGAAAUUCCACUCACAACACUAAGAAAUGGAUGAAACCGAGACGUUGUAGCAUCUGCAAAAAGAGGAAGAGACACAAUUCAAGAACCUGCCCCAAAAGAACAAGAUCAGAAAAUGAGGAAGACGAGGAAGGUGAAAUAAAAGAAGAAGAUGGCGACACAAUUGAAGAAGAAAUGGCUUAUGAAGAAGCAGAUGAAGAAGAGGAGGAAGAUGAGAGUGAAGAGGGCGAAGAACAUGAUGAAUCUGAAGAAGCAGUGGCUUAUGAAGAAACAGAUGAUGAAGAUGAGGAAGAGCAAGAAGAGGAGGAAGAAGAGAGUAGGAGCACGAAAGGAUGCAGUUCACAUCACUGGAAAACGAAAGCAGCCAUCAACCAGCACGCGGGGAGCAAAGAAGGAUGCAGUUCACAUCACUGGAAAACGAAAGCAGCCAUCAACCAGCACGCGGGGAGCAAAGAAGGAUGCAGUUCACAUCACUGGAAAACAAAAUCCACCAUCAACCACCACGCGAGGGACUACAAACACAACGGUGCAGAGACAAGAACCAGCAACACCGCCACGGAAAACAAAAGAAAGUGCGACGUUAGACACGCUCCAGUCACCGCGGAGAAGCAGCAGGUUAACGACCAAAUAGAUGAACUUCAAUAA
Molecule: messenger RNA, 1104 nt
Organism: Aegilops tauschii subsp. strangulata
Lineage: Eukaryota; Viridiplantae; Streptophyta; Magnoliopsida; Poales; Poaceae
Source: RefSeq, a predicted model, not a curated record